Molecule: messenger RNA, 2825 nt
Organism: Pelobates fuscus (common spadefoot toad)
Lineage: Eukaryota; Metazoa; Chordata; Amphibia; Anura; Pelobatidae
Gene: RTKN
Product: rhotekin
Exons: 12
Coding region: 542-2320 (592 amino acids)
Biological process (GO): actomyosin contractile ring assembly; septin ring organization; mitotic cytokinesis
Cellular component (GO): actomyosin contractile ring
Molecular function (GO): GTPase inhibitor activity
Source: RefSeq, a predicted model, not a curated record
UACUGCACUCACAUGGCUCGGAGUGGAUUACCUGACUCUCAGUCUAAGAAUCCUGUGUAUCAUGUGACUACCAUUCUGAAUAUCCUGUGAAUGAUCUGACUCUGAUUCUGACUAUCCGGUAAAUUAUCUGACUCUCAUUCUGAAUAUGCUUCUGGAUUAUCUGACACUCCUGUGAAUUAUCUCACUGAUUCUGAAUAUCCUGUGGAUCAUCUGACUCUGAUUCUAAAUAUCCUGCCGAUUAUCUGACUCUGAUUCUAAAUAUCCUGCCGGUUAUCUGACUCUGAUUCUAAAUAUCCUGCCGAUUAUCUGACUCUGAUUCUGAAUAUCCUGCGGACCUCCAUUGGAAGAAAGGUUCCUGACUUUGAAGGUCCUGUGACUUGUCUUGAGCUGUAUGUGCAUCAUAUAACUCUGUAUCAGAGUGUGGGAAUUCCCACUCGGUAGGUGUGGUGUCAGUGACGGGUAAAGAUCGAAUUGGGAUGGAUUAGAGGAUAUCGUGGUGGGAACGAGUUCUGGGAUCAGCAGUGGAUAUAGUGCUUCCAUUAUGUUCUGUCGAAAUCACCGUAGCCGUGUCACGGUGGCACGCUGCUCCGCUCUGGAGAUGGAGAUCCGUCGGGGCCGGUUCCGAAGAAGUGUGUUUAUCGACACCCCCCAGGAUACAGACAUACAGAAGCGGAUUGACCACGAGGUGCGGAUGCGGGAAGGAGCUGUGAAGUUGCUGGGAGCGUGUACACAGAAGGAGCAGGCAUUGGAAGCUGCAAAAAACCUUCUCAUCUGUAACAACCGCAUUAUGACGUACAUGUCCGAGUUACAACAUCGCAAAGAGGAACAGGUUCUGCAACACAGCACACGCAGGCCGUAUGAUGGAGGGGGUAUAGAUGACCGUGUGCCUUGUAAGGGGAAGCUUUCCAUCUCAGAUCUGCGGAUUCCUUUAAUGUGGAAAGACAGUGAAUAUUUUAAAAACAAAGGAGAGCUCCAUCGCUGUGCUGUGUUCUGCGCUCUGCAGUUGCGUGGAGAGGUAUUUGACACGGAGAUGGUUUUUGUGGAUCGGACAUCCACGGAUAUCUGCUUUGAGAAUGCCAUUGUAUUCUCUGAUGUGGACCCUGGGUUCAAGCUGCAGCUCCAGUUAUACAGCUGUGCGGUGGAUGAUGAUUUUUCUCUCUCUGGGACACCUCGGAAAUUGUCCACAAAACUGAGCAGCUCCUUGGGGCGUUCGUCAGGUCGUAGAGUUCGUGCUGUGUUGGAUGGAAGUCCUGUCAGUAAUGGAGGUGGGAGCCCCGUCCUCCUUCCUGCACCCAGCAUACCGGGUCCCAAGUUCCAGCUCCUGGCGGACACACAACUGACUCUGGCACACGUACAAGAUGGAUUCCGAACACAUGACCUGACAAUAAAUAGUACAGAUGAGAGUUCCUGCUGGCUUCCACUUUACGGGAGUGUUUGCUGUCGACUGACUGCCCAGCCGGAUUGUAUGAGCAAAGAGAUGAUGUCCGGAGUCCUUCGUGUACUGGGCCGGGAGCAGCAGAGCUUGCAAUCUGUGUUCUGUGUCCUUCGAGGCUGCCACUUGCUGUGUUACCAACACUCUGGGGAGACAGACACGUUAACAGAACCAACGCUUUCAAUAUCUGUCAACAAGGAGACCCGGAUUAGAGCGUCGGAACGAGAGGGCCCAUGGCACAGUCUGUCUAUUACUAAUUGCUACGGCUGUGAGGAGGUCACGCACACCCUCAGGGCGGAGAACCACGAGGAGCAGCGCCGCUGGAAGCAGGCAUUCUGCCAACACUUCUAUGAUAUGAGUCAGUGGAAGCAGUGCUGUGAUGACUUGAUGAAAAUAGAAACUCCUCCCCCGAGGAAAUCAGCAACAGUACUCUCAAAGCAGGGGUCCCUGUACCACGAAAUGGCUAUUGAGGGCCUGGGGCCCCUUCCGGAUCUCCUAUCCCAGAGGAUGAAAGAGUUUGAGCUUCAGAGAGGUCUCGAUCCGCCUUGUUGGACCUCUCUCUUCCAGAACCCCAUGGCUGCCCUCCCUUCCUGCUCCUCAUCCUCUGACUGUGACAGCCCCCCAGCCAAGCCCCCACAAGCUCGCCCCCGGACCCUUUCUUUGGAUGCUAAGCUGACAUCACUGAAGCAACGUGGUCUGAGAACAACCCCCCCUUCCCACAGCAUGUCCGGGGCCCAUCGACGAGAAAGUCCCUGCCUGGGAGCCAGGUGUUCUAGUAGUAGUGGGAGUAGCACCCCUGAUUCAGAACUGAGUUCUGAAAAUCGAAAGAGCACAAGAAACCUGAAAACCAAAUUGGACCCCCGAAACUGGCUGCAGAGUCAAGUUUAACCCUCCCCCCCCACUCAGGAGCUAGAUUUACAGGACGUGAUGUCAGUGGUUUUCCAUCCCACUGGCCAGUCUUUUGCCGUGUGCUGCCUUUUGUGUUACAGAAUUACCUUCCUACCGGAUAACAUGGAGAGGAGAUUAACCUCUUAUCAUCCACUGGUUAUUGCCAUGCUUUAACGUAAGCUACAUGUAGGCCUGAAUGGAUUCAGUAAAAUAUAUUGAUGUGACUGGCUUCUUCUAAUGCUCCUUAUAAUAUUAUAACAAAAUGGUACUAUGUAAGACAUCCCCUCUAAUCUCUACUGACACACAGAAGGAGCUAUGGGACACGGAGUCUGUCCCUCCCACUGCAGGGUGACACACAUAGAAGGAGCUAUGGGACAUGGAGUCUGUCCCUCCCACUGCAGGGUGACACAGACAGAAGGGAGCUAUGGGACACGGAGUCUGUCCCUCCCACUGCAGGGUGACACAGACAGAAGGAGCUAUGGGACACACAGUCUGUCCCUCCCAC